AUGAAGUUAUUCUACUAUCAUUUAAUUGAUAAUUGUGUAGAAGUUCAAACCGUAUCAUCAUCAGUUCCAACAUUUGCAACAACACUUUUAUCUGAUCUAUCAAAUGAUUCUCUUAUUAAAAUAACUUCAUCGACUCAACAUGCAACUAAUGAAUUUAACUCAAGACUAACAGACAAAACAAUAGAAGCCGAGAUGACAAAACCAGAAAAUACAUGUUCGAUGUAUACUGUAUCUGAACCGAUGCAAACAACGAAUUGCUCGUUAAAAUAUCCAUGUGCACUAUGUAUCAGCGAAGAAAAACAAAUUGCAUGUAUUCCAUGUGGUCAUAUGACCACAUGUGUACUAUGUGGAUAUUUACUCAAUUACUACCUUCUGUUGAUACAUGUCAUUAAAUAA
This is a messenger RNA of Rotaria sp. Silwood2, 396 nucleotides long. The record is from the annotation of a GenBank genome assembly. Lineage: Eukaryota; Metazoa; Rotifera; Eurotatoria; Philodinida; Philodinidae.